This is a messenger RNA of Cyprinus carpio (common carp), 3469 nucleotides long. RefSeq names its product serine/threonine-protein kinase DCLK3-like. Gene Ontology annotation, molecular function: ATP binding; protein kinase activity. The record is from RefSeq and is a predicted model, not a curated record. Gene Ontology annotation, biological process: protein phosphorylation; intracellular signal transduction. NCBI's taxonomy places the organism in Eukaryota, Metazoa, Chordata, Actinopteri, Cypriniformes, Cyprinidae.
GAUGCGGCUUCGCGAUAUCCCCAUGUUACCUCCUGUCUGAUAGACGCUGAUUGAGUAUUGGCUGGGUGCGCAUUGUCCGGUUCAAACCUUUAAAUUCAGCGCUGGUUUUUUUGUUUGUUUGUUUGUUUUUUACUUUUACGAAUUCUCAGAGACAUUGACAAGUUUCUUAAGAGGUGCGCGUUGAUUUCAUCAUGACUACAGAAUUUUUAACCAUUUUGUAAACCCGUCGGACAUAUCUGGGACAGUAUGGAUACUGAAUCAGACUCAUGGGUUUAUAUCUGCACAAAUACUGAAGAUACUGUGAGCAGAGAAACAGAAUGACACCGGCGUGGAACCAGCGACCCAGAUGCACACUGACGGAUCAUAGGAUUAAACUGCCAAAGUGCCCAAAUGCUGCCUUUCGGCAACCUCUUCCAUCUUACCUGCACAGAUCAAGACCCCGAAGGCUUCCCACAGACUUUGGGACUUCAGAAAGCCCUGUGUGUCACUGGGAGGAAUCAGGAGUUCCCAGGGUGAGCGGCUACCAUGCCAGACACGCAGAAUCAGGCCCAGUGCGCCCACGAAUUGUGACCGUGGUUCGGCCGUGUGGACAGGAGAGCGUGCGGAAGAUCUCGUUGCUGUUAAACCGCCGUGCUGUGCAGACUUUUGAGCAACUAAUGGCAGAUGUGUCUGAGGCGCUAGGCUUCCCCUGCUGGAACAAUGCUCGAAUACGACGACUCUUUAGCCCUGCUGGGCGAGAAAUCCACAGCUUUGCUGACUUCUUCCGCUUUGACCAUGCCUUCCUGGCCUUUGGGAACAGCCGACCAUCUCUUGAUGAGGUACAUGCUGCACUAGAUGAGUUAUAUCCGGAAAACCCCGGCCAUUGCGAACAUCUGCUGAGUGUAUGGGAGCGUAUCCUGAGACCCAAGGCCACUAAGGCAGAUAGUGGUUUCCAUGAUGAUGACGCCGGAGCCGAGAUGUCCUUACCUACAGUACAUGAUCAACAGGUAAACAAACCAGCUGUCAACAACUUGCAGCCUGUUGGAAGGCAAAAAGAAAAGCUGAAGAGAGAAAGGCAGAGAGAACUAUGGAGGAGGAGAGGUGACCUGCAGAAAGAAGAUGAGAAGGAGAUAAAGAAAGAGGAAGGAAAGAGAGAAGCUGUUUUCUGCCGGAGUUGUCGAGGAUGUGGCCCUCCUAUACCUCCAAUCAGAAGCAGUCAAUGUUCUCAAUCAGACAGGCCAAAUAACCACAGUAAUAAAAGUACUUCAUCGCAGAACGACAUGGAAAAAACACAACAAAGAUCAUUGAAAGCAGAAGAGCAUGUUGCCAAUACAAAAUCAAGCCCAAUUGUUCCUCAAAACUGGGAUAAAGAUCUUAACUUGGAGGCAAUUACUGAGCAGGACAUUAAUCAGCAGGAAACAGUUGAGCAGAAAGACUUACAGAGUAACGUAUUACCUGAUGGUGCCGAAGUGUCACUGGAGGACAUUGAGCACUGCUAUGACAUGGGGCGGGUGGUAGGAGACGGGAACUUUGCAGUGGUCAGGGAGUGCCGUGUGAGAGGCCUGGCUGAAACUUUCGCUAUGAAGAUUGUGGACAACGCAAAGCUGCAAGGACGUGGUAACAUGAUUCAGAAUGAGAUCGCACUGCUGCAUAGUCUGGAACACCCUCGCCUCAUACAGCUGUUUCGUUCUCAUCACACGGACACACAUGUUUACCUGCUGAUGGAGCUGGUGGCCGGUGGAGACUUGUUUGAUGCUAUCACUCAGAGUGGCAGGUUUACUGAGCCAAGUGCUGCAUGCAUGAUCAGAGACAUCAGUCAGGCUCUGGAAUACAUCCACAGCAAGAGCAUCGCACACCGAGACAUCAAACCUGAAAACCUACUGGUACAGCGGCAUAGCAAUGGAAGUUUGAAUCUGAAGUUGGCUGAUUUUGGUUUAGCCAUGGUGGUAACAGAGCCAGUGUUCACAGUCUGUGGCACACCUACAUAUGUUGCUCCAGAGAUACUUGCUGAGACAGGUUAUGGUGUUGGAGUAGACGUUUGGGCAAUGGGUGUCAUACUGUUUGUGCUGCUGGGUGGGUUUCCUCCAUUCCGAAGUCCAGAUCGUAAUCAAGAGGAACUAUUCCGUCUCAUCCAGAAAGGAGAAGUCCACUUUCUGUCCCCAUACUGGGAUAAUGUGUCUGAGGGGGCUAAAGCUGUAGUGAGGGCUUUGCUAGAAGUCAGUCCGAAAAGGCGCUUGACAGCUAGUCAAACCCUGCAGCACGGCUGGCUUCAGCAUGCAAUAGCACAAAAGGACCACAAGGGGGCUAUAAAAGCCACUGACUCCAUGGCUGAGAGGCGCAACCAGCAGAAACUGAGUGGACAGGUGGAAAGUGCUGAGAAUAAGAGUGAUUCUCACAAACCAGAAACGUUGGCAGAGAAAUAUCAUGCAGCACAAACUUACAAGAACAUACUUAACUAUGAUUCAGAUAUUAACGCUUGUGACAGAGACCAGCAGAUUCAGGAGAUUCAUAACAUGACAAGCAACCAGCAAAAUGCAUCCCAUGCAGAAGACACCACCACCAUGAACAAGCAAUAUACCACAGAUCAGCACAAACCUGAGAAACCAGCACAGCAAGAAGACACUGACACAAAACAAGAGUGACCUGCUGAGUAAUGAGUUAAAGGGCAGUGAAGAAGCCAGCAUAAACAAGGGACUAGUAGAAACCAAUUAUAUAUGAAAAGACUAAUAGAGUCUGGACCAAACAAGCUAUGUGAAACAUAAAGUGGAACAUAAACAUAGCAUAACAAAACAAACAUAAUGCUCUGUAGUAAACAAUGUAACCUACACAUAUACUCUAAGCACUGAUUCUGACUUCUGUUCAAUGUUUUUGACCUGAUGACAAGGCCCAGAUCAAAUCUGUACAUUUCUGGACUCAAUUUGGAGGAAAAUCUGCUGAAUUAUUGUAAAUAUGGUUAAAUGUAUUAAAAGGAGCUUAUAGUGCACUCUUCCCAGAAGCGUAGGGUAUAAUCCAAUAUUUAAAAAAAAAAACAACUUGAUUAUCAGAAUUCUGUAUCAUUUCUGUGUGUGCUCACAGGUCACUAAUGAAAUGAUCUGAGACAUUAAAGUAACUAUUAUUACGAGAUAUUAUUUACAGACUAGAGGCAGAAAAGCAAUUUAUGAUGUAUUGUUUUGGUAUGUAAAAGCCUCUGAUUAUUCUGUAUUUUCUCCUUAAUCUGUGUUAUUUAAAAAAGAAAGACAUUUCAAUAUGGACUAGUUUUGUUUUUUAAUAUGUAUCAAAAACGCAUCAGUCAAUCUCUGCCUCUGCCAAUGUUUGUAAGUUAGUUGGGUAGACUAGCUAGUAAUAAGCUAAGAGUAUUUAGUAUUAUUUGUGUUCCCAUGUCUCAUUCCUGUAUUUAUAUUGCACAUCUUCAAAUUUGUUCAGUCUUUUUGUUUUCGGCAAAUCAGAGGUCUUUUUGAAACAUUAUGAGUAUUGUGUAAAUGUUUUAGAC